Messenger RNA from Prunus armeniaca (apricot), 591 nucleotides. Lineage: Eukaryota; Viridiplantae; Streptophyta; Magnoliopsida; Rosales; Rosaceae. The record is from the annotation of a GenBank genome assembly.
AUGCACAAUGGAGGGAUUAGUGAUGAGGCAAUUAGAUUGCGUGUGUUUCCAUUUUCACUCAAGGAACGAGCCAAGGAAUGGCUCUAUUCUUUGCCUAGUGCAUCUAUCACCACAUGGACAGCAUUGGCUUCCAAGUUCCUUGCAAAGUUCUUUCCAGCUCAAAAGAAAAACCAUAUUAGGAAGGAGAUCAUGGGAGUGCAGCAAUUAGAUGGAGAAUCAUUUCAUGAGUAUUGGGAUCGGUUUCAGAGACUCGUAGCUUCGUGCCCUCAUCACCAAAUUGAAGAUUGGCUACUUAUGCAAUACUUUUAUGAGGGAUUACUUGAUUCCGAGAGGAUGAUGGUUGAUGCUACUGGUGGAGGAGGUUUGAUGAACAAGAGUGCUACUCAAGCUAAGGAGAUGUUUGAGAACAUUGCAGCACACACGACACACCACUUGUUCCUCAACAAAAUGCACCACCACUACCUCAUGGGCAAGGAAACAAGGCAAACACAGGCACAAAUGUCUACAGCAAUCAAGAGCCUUGAAAACCAAGUUGGACAAAUUGCAGCCUCCUUGCUCAAAGAGAGCCAGGAAAGUUUCCAAGCCAAGUAA